UGACAGCCUACAUCAGGUGUUUGACACAAUAAGUUUGGUGGUGAUUUCAUGAAGAUUUGCAAGUACAAAGAAAUUGGAAACACUUUGUGUAAUAAGUCAUUAAAAUGGAAAUAAAAGAUGAAAAACAAUUGUUACAAUGCUACAACAGAGGAUGUGGUCAGCAGUAUGAUCCUUUAAACAAUAAGGAAGAUUCCUGCCGUCAUCACCCAGGAUCUCCUUUCUUUCAUGAUGCAUACAAGGGAUGGUCCUGUUGUAGCAAGAAGUGUACCGAUUUUACAGAGUUUUUAAAUAUUAAAGGUUGUACUUUGAGUAGACAUUCAAACAUUAAACCCCCGGAACCUGAGAAGCCUGUAAAAAAUAAUGUCAAUAGUAAUGAAGUUAUAGAAGUAAAGCCUGUUGUAACUCCAAAGUUACAAAGGCCUCCAUUUGAAUCACACUUGAGUAUUGUAGUUCCGGAAAUUUCACCAUCUUUUAAACAACAAUUAAAAAUAAAUAAGGGUAAAUCUACAGUUGUGACUGAAACAGAAAAAUUUGAAGGAAUCUUAGUAGGAACCAAUUGUAAAAAUGGAGGUUGUAGUGCCACAUAUGAGGGACCUUCAACGGAUGAAACAGUUUGCAUUUUUCAUUCUGGAGUGCCUAUAUUCCAUGAAGGAAUGAAGUACUGGUCUUGUUGUCAGCGAAAAACUAGUGACUUUACUGCUUUCUUGAGCCAAGAAGGCUGUGAAAGAGGAAACCAUAAAUGGAUAAAAGAAUCGGACAAGGAUCCAAAAUGUGUAAACUGUAGAUGGGAUUGGCAUCAAACAGGAUCUCAUGUAAUUGUUACCAUUUAUGCCAAGGAUUAUUGCCCUGAUGAAAGUUUUGUAAAACUGAACCCAAUUAGGUUACAGGCUUCCCUUGUGUUUCCUUCUCAAAAUAGUGCAUCUUUUAAUAUCGAUUUAGAACUCAGAGGUGUAAUAAAAGUUGAUGAAAGUACAGUGUCAAUGUAUGGUACCAAAGUUGAAAUAAAACUUAAAAAGGCAGAGCCAGGGUUAUGGAGUAAAUUGGACUUUGCAAAAAAGGAGUUGCCAGAAAGUGUUGAUGAGAAAGAUGACAAAAAAAAUGAAGAUAAAAUAGUUAGUCAAAUAGAUGCUGUAAAUUUGGAAGACAUUUAAAAUAUAAUUUUCUUAAUGUAAGUAUAAUAAAGCAUAACUGCCUACA
Agrilus planipennis (emerald ash borer) is the source of this 1197-nucleotide messenger RNA. Its product is annotated as cysteine and histidine-rich domain-containing protein. The transcript is spliced from 5 exons. NCBI's taxonomy places the organism in Eukaryota, Metazoa, Arthropoda, Insecta, Coleoptera, Buprestidae. Bases 105 to 1151 code for a protein of 348 amino acids. The record is from RefSeq and is a predicted model, not a curated record.